Messenger RNA from Aspergillus mulundensis, 3621 nucleotides. Its product is annotated as putative serine/threonine protein kinase. Gene Ontology annotation, molecular function: protein serine/threonine kinase activity; ATP binding. Gene Ontology annotation, cellular component: cytoplasm. Bases 1 to 3621 code for a protein of 1206 amino acids. Gene Ontology annotation, biological process: intracellular signal transduction; protein phosphorylation. Lineage: Eukaryota; Fungi; Ascomycota; Eurotiomycetes; Eurotiales; Aspergillaceae. The record is from RefSeq and is a predicted model, not a curated record. The transcript is spliced from 2 exons.
AUGAAGAUGGCCGAUCGGCCGCCUUCAGAGUUCAGCCUCGAGGAAUUCGCGACUGCGGCGGCACCCCAAUGUGGACAGAUGUCGGAGAACACCCAUAGGCGGGGAACAAGCAAGAGUGACUUAUCUGCCGGUUCCCAGCCUUCAAGCGAUUUAGACGUCGGCCGAACCAUUACCAAGCCAUCGAACGCAAAACUAGCCCCUUCGAGCGAUUCUCUGGAUGGUCAACCGCCUCUUCGGCAGGCAUUCCCUCAUCUCUAUCAUUCUUCCGGGGCCUCUCGCUCACCUUCGACCCGAAGCUCGUCUAGCUCUCUUCAAGCAUUGAACGAGGAUACAGUGGUUGAUGUCAGGUCCGACCGCGGUAUCUUCGGACGGAUCACGUUAUCGCGAAGGACAUCCUAUAAUCGCCAGUUGGAUAGCGGAGGCGCUGAAUAUCCUGUCUACCCGGAUCAGUCUUAUGCCGUCCUUCAGUCUCAACAACAUCCAACUUACCAACCUCCAUUUUUACGCAGCCAUAGCUCUUACCCCUCUGAACCUGUUGAAAAACAUGCGCAUUCUCGCGGCGCCCGCACCGCAGGCAAUACGCCUAUAUCUAGCCCGGGCCUGUUCUCUGUCCGAACUCCUGGCCUGACACCACCGGGAUCGGAUGGCGAAGAGCGAAGCAGCAACUCCUACCUCCAUCCGUCACAUCUUCAACCCCCCAAGGAGACACAUUUUGUUGAAGUGGACAGGGACCACGUAACUGGGAAUAAAACCAUCAACCAGUAUGAAAUUCUCUCCGAAUUAGGUCGUGGUGAACAUGGCAAAGUGAAACUGGGCCGUAAUUCGACCACAAAGCAGAAGGUUGCGAUCAAAAUUGUCCAGCGAUACUCGAAACGGCGGCGCCUAGGAAGGCUAGGAGACGCCGAGGACAAGGUCAAAAAAGAGGUCGCUAUCCUGAAAAAAGCACGCCAUCCGAACGUGGUUAGUCUGUUAGAAGUGAUUGAUGACCCGAACCGUCAGAAGGUCUAUAUUGUGCUCGAGUAUGUCGAAAAUGGCGAGAUUAUAUGGCGACAAAGAGGCCUUCGCGAAAUCGUGGAAGUCGACAAGGUCCGGCUCGACCGCGAGAAGAGCGGUAUUCCGGAAACACCAGCAUUUUGGGAAGAGAGCAAGCAGUACAUCAUGACGGCACAGCGUAUCCGGGAACAGCGCGAGAAGGCAAUGGAGCGGCGCCAAGCGCAAGCAGAGCAUGCGCAAAAGGGACCCAUUCCCGCUUGGAGUUUGGAGCAUGGAGCGGAGUCGGAUGAUGAAUUGGGACCCGAACUCGCGAUCGCUCGUACGGCCAGUCGCUGCCUUUCAAACCACGAGGAGACGAAUUCGUCGCCAAGCCAUUCUUUCCUCGGGUCCCAAGAAGCUGCAUUGGCUGCUAUGGAAGGCACUAUGUACGGGGCCUACCCGGAUCACCCGUCAGAUAGACGGCGGUUCAGUUCGGCAUCCAGCAACUUCAACUACGCGCCAUCUGAGACAGACUUGUCCCCCGCAGAUGACGACAUGUCCUGGGUGCCCUGCCUUACUUUGACGGAGGCGCGCAAUGCUUUUCGAGAUUCUCUCCUCGGCCUUGAAUAUCUCCACUUCCAAGGCAUCAUACACCGCGAUAUCAAGCCGGCGAACCUUCUAGUCACCAUAGAUCAUCAUGUCAAAAUAUCUGAUUUCGGUGUUUCUUACUUGGGACGGCCCAUUCGAGAUGAGGAGGAAGAGCGACUUGACGAGACAGAUGUCACGACGGAGCUGGACGAUGCCCGAGAGCUAUCCAAAACUGUUGGCACACCAGCUUUUUACGCCCCCGAACUUUGCUACACCGGCGACGAUUUUGUAGAUACCCUUGGUGGCGCACCUCGCAUUACCGGUGCCAUCGAUGUCUGGUCCCUAGGCGUGACGCUCUACGGGAUGAUAUUUGGCCGAUUGCCAUUUGUCUCAGACGACGAGUACAGCAUGUACCAAACAAUUGUGAAGCAGGAUGUUUUCAUCCCGCGCAAACGUUUAAAGCCUGUCCAAGUGGAUACCGGCACACAAUGGCCCCAUACACCCGAAGAUAUGCGAGCACAUAACGAGCUGGCUUACGAGGACAUCGAUGAGGAACUAUGGGAUUUGUUGAAACGACUGCUGACCAAAGACCCAGUGCGGCGCAUCACGUUGAAAGAGAUCAAGCACCAUCCUUGGGUUCUUCAUGGUCUCCCGAACCCUAGGGCAUGGGUUGAAGAAACCGAUCCUGCCUAUAUGAGCAAGGGCAAGAGGAUUGAAGUCUCCAGCGAGGAAGUGACAACGGCCGUCAGCAAAGUUCCCUUCAUUCAACGGGUGCGGUCCAAUGUGGCGAAGUGGUCAAAUUAUUUGACCGGAAGGUCGAAAGAUAGGGAUAGUCGCAAACGCACGCCUAGCGCAAGCCCUUCUGUUGAUUCGGUGUCCACCUCGAGCAGCAACUCGCAAGGAAAGCAUCUUCUCUGGGAUGGCCGCCGGUCCAGUUCUCGCAAUGAUGAUGAAACCUUCUCUCGGUCAAGCCAGUACAACAGAGAUAGCGAGCAUCCUCUAUCGCAGAGCGUCACAGUGAGCCCAACUGCUACUCCAGAGGAACGACCUUCCUCUUUGGCGCAGGAUGCCGCUUCUGGCUAUUUUUCUGCUGCCAAUCGCACACCUCGCCCCGGCCCUCCUGAGCGUGCAAUGUCAAACUUAUCGACCGCCGAGUCGUCCAAGACUGUCAGGGCAUCUGUCAUGAAUAAGAGCCACUCUGUACCUCUACGGCCCGCUACGCCCGAGCUGCCAGGAACUUCAGGAACCACAAAUUUCGGUGGUAUUCUUGGCGGCGCAAGCCGCCGAUUGGCGAGGGGCCUGCAGCCAGGGGAACGACCUUUCCCUGGUGAGUUCUCUACUGUGGAGGAGGAUCACCAUUCAGACCCCAGCGUCGCUCUGAACGUCACAUCCGCGGUUGAGCAGAUGCAACCAUCGACUUGGCAAACAGAUGGAGAGCCGUUCACACUUCGCGAGAGCCCGGCAUCAACGCCUGAGCACCGGCGCAAAAUAUCCCACCCCCUAUUAGCUGUUGAGCCCCUCAACCUCACCAAGGAGGGUUCAUGGCACAUCAAGGGUAGCCGCUCCGACCCACUCACCGGAUUUUCUGCAGACCGCGAACAUCGAGGAUACACGGGCGACGCUUCUCGGAAGACUUCGGAUGGCUCCGCGGAGUAUGUCAAAGACGGCCUGACAACUUCACCUACAUCUGCAGUCACCAUGUCUUCCUCUUCCGUGGACGAAGACACCAGUGGCAUGUCGCAAAGCACAUCGCAUCCAAGCAUUCCAUCCGUUAUGUCGGGAGCAUCGUCGCUGUCAGAAGAUAGGUACAGCAAGGAGAACGACUGUGACGGAGUGGCACAGGUGCCUUCAAUUCUUCGAACCGGUGAAACAGUCAAAGCACGUCGGCGCAGUACAUCACGCCCACCAGAGGAUGACGAAUCUCGUUACUACUGCGACGACGAGGAAGAGAGCGGCGACGAUUCCGAAGAUGAAGGCCUCGUUUUUGGCAACAACAAGCCCGCCAACAAAAAACCAGCAAUCGUCAUGGGCAAGGCAAAGCCAGGGCACGAUGCAGGCUAA